AGGUAGACCAACGGCUGUCCAAAUGCUGCGUUUUGGACUUCGGAGCGAAUUGCCCUCUUCCUUUUCGGCGAGUUUCUCUCUUCGAUUAUUCUCCUCGCCGAAGCCUCCCUCCGCCGGAAGCGGCCGAAACAUCCGACCAACGCCACAAUGUCGUCCGGAUUGAGCAAUGGCAUUAGGGUUUUCAGAGGCUGUAGAGCCCUCUUAGCUCCGUCGAAAUCCUCAGCUUCCGUUCCCGCCGCCGCCGCCGCCAAAUCGAAGGCGACAGGGAAACCGAAGUCGGAGUCGAAGGAGAAGACUGCACCGAGCUCCGAUACUGCCGCUGCAGCCGCGCCCAAGCCGAAAAUCAAAAGGGAAAUGACUCGGCCGGCGGGGAUUCUGAAGGUCGCCCAGGUUUCUCCGGCGUUGGGCAACUUCUUGGGCGUACCGGAGGCAUCUCGCACCGAUGCCGUCAAGCAGAUCUGGUCCUACAUCAAGCUCCAUAACCUUCAGAACCCUGCUAACAAGAGAGAGAUCUACUGCGACGAUAAACUUAAAGCCAUAUUCGAAGGAAGAGAAAAGGUUGGUUUCUUGGAGAUCGGAAAAUUGCUCGCUCGCCAUUUUGUGAAGAACUGAUCAAUGCAGGUGAUGAGGGAGAUCAAAUUCCAGUACAUUUUGAGGCUUUUAUCUUCCAAAUCCUUCUGGUUGUUGAUAGAUAGCCUUGUUUGGCUGAUGUUUUUAAGGCAAUAUUGAUCAACUUCUUCUCAAUGGUGCAUUUUCUUUUAGGUUUUAUUUACUUCAAUGUGAUGAUGGUCUGGUAAGUUUUCUUGUUGGGCAUUUUGUAAAAAAGAAAGCACCAAAUUAGAUGGCUUCCAUUUUCUUCACAAGCCUUAGCUUUUUUCUGUUUUCUUUUCUACAAUACUCCUCUUGGUUCAUGGAAGUAGAGCAUUUGCCUAUUUUAUUUUAGAUUCAAAUGCCAUUAUUGUUCUUUGAA
Molecule: messenger RNA, 970 nt
Organism: Momordica charantia (bitter melon)
Lineage: Eukaryota; Viridiplantae; Streptophyta; Magnoliopsida; Cucurbitales; Cucurbitaceae
Source: RefSeq, a predicted model, not a curated record